AUGGGCGGAAUCGGCAAGACAACUCUCGCCCAAAAGGUACCUGGGGACUGCUUCGUCCGCCGCCAUUUUGUUUGCUUUGCUUGGGCUACGGUGGGGAAGGACUUCGGCACCAGAAAAAUUUUGGAAGAUUUGCUGCUGCAAUAUGUCUACCGAGCCAGGGAUGACAUGGCCCUAUUUUCAGACUUGGACUUGGCUCAGAAGCUUUACCAGUUCCUGCAGUCCAAGAGAUUCUUGAUUGUUUUGGAUGAUGUCUGCUUUGCCGAUGCUUGGGAGUGCCUCCGCAUUGCACUUCCGUCUCGAGAACCAACUGCCAGUAGAGCGCAGCUCACCACUCGGGAUGACAGAGUUGCGAACAAUAUAGCUUCGUCAUUAGCCGACGACAAAGGAAUCGUUCAGCGGAUGAGGUUUCUUAACCCAGAUGAAGGCUGA
Messenger RNA from Coffea arabica (coffee), 429 nucleotides. The record is from RefSeq and is a predicted model, not a curated record. Lineage: Eukaryota; Viridiplantae; Streptophyta; Magnoliopsida; Gentianales; Rubiaceae.